Messenger RNA from Sus scrofa (pig), 2021 nucleotides. It is a transcript of the gene PTGR3, whose product is annotated as prostaglandin reductase 3. Gene Ontology annotation, molecular function: 15-oxoprostaglandin 13-reductase [NAD(P)+] activity. The record is from RefSeq and is a predicted model, not a curated record. NCBI's taxonomy places the organism in Eukaryota, Metazoa, Chordata, Mammalia, Artiodactyla, Suidae. Gene Ontology annotation, cellular component: mitochondrion.
UUGGGGAGGGCGGGGAUAUCCGGUGCCUCCCGGGUGCCAGGAGGAGGGGGGAGGGCGGAGAGGAUCUUCGGCCAGUCUGCGCCGAGCAGAUUCAAACCAAAACAAAAAGAUUAAAGGAGCAGAGGCCGGGGAGGCGGCGAUCCCGCGGCCGGGACCCCGGGGGUGGCGCGCCCGGGAACCGCGGGGGCUGCGCUGACUCCCUGCGCUGCGCGCGGCGGGGCAAGGAGGCGGGGGAGCGGGCGCCAGGCGUAGUGGGGAAGGGGGGGAGCCGAGGGGAGGGCGCGGGCCGGAGGAGGGGCGGACCCGCCCGCUCCGCCCGCCGCGCUGAGCCGAGCCGAGUGGAGCGGCCCGGGCUGGGCGCGACCCCGGCCAGCGGCGACGCAGAAAGCCGGCGGAGGCGCGGGCCAUGAUGCGGCUAGCGCUCGCCGGGGCCAGAGCCAUCGUGGACAUGUCCUACGCCCGCCACUUCCUGGACUUCCAGGGUUCGGCCAUCCCACGCGCCAUGCAGAAGCUAGUGGUGACCCGGCUGAGCCCCAACUUCCGCGAGGCCGUCACCUUGCGCCGCGACUGCCCGGUGCCACUCCCCGGGGACGGAGACCUCCUCGUCCGGAACCGGUGAGACCGGCGCGCGCCCCCCGCCCCGGCCCCGGACCCUGCCCGCUCUGCGCUGCUCUCGGGCGGUCCAGCGCCCGCCGGCGUCCCCACUCGGGCGUGCGCUGGGGCGCACUGCCUGACUUUGCGAGAUCCCUGGAAGUUGAACCCGCCGCCAUCUGGCGAAGGCAAAUGUAAUGUGACUGUUGCCGAGGUGAAUAUAAGAUGCCAGCGAACUUCCUCAUAACCGAGGGUUAUUUUAAUUUGGGAUUCCCCUCCCCUCCUCCCUCCUCCCCCUCCCGAUCCCGAAAUAAAACCGACGGGACCCAGAAGGGGAGGCUCCCCGCCCGGCCCACCCGCGCGCACCCACGGCUCCUGCGUUCACAUAAUCUUUAGGGUGGAGCGUGAACAGCCUGGACACAAACUGCGAAGUUUAGAUUUGUUGGUAUUAAUGCAUCUGACAUCAACUAUUCAGCUGGCCGAUAUGACCCUUCAGUCAAGAUCCCCUUUGACGUGGGUUUCGAAGGUGUUGGAGAGGUGGUGGCCUUAGGCCUCUCGGCCAGCGCCAAAUACUCAGUUGGCCAAGCUGUGGCUUACAUGGCACCUGGCUCUUUUGCCGAGUACACAGUGGUGCCUGCCAGGAUGGCCAUUCCAGUGCCGUCUGUGAAACCCGAGUAUCUCACCCUCCUGGUAAGUGGUACCACUGCCUACAUCAGCCUGAAAGAGCUGGGAGGACUGUCAGAAGGGAGAAAAGUUCUGGUGACGGCAGCAGCUGGGGGGACUGGCCAAUUUGCCGUCCAGCUGGCAAAGAAGGCCAAGUGCCACGUGAUCGGAACUUGCUCUUCGGAUGAAAAGGCUGCUUUUCUGAAAUCCCUUGGCUGUGAUCGUCCCAUCAACUAUAAUGCUGAGCAGGUGGGCGCCAUCCUCCAGCAGGAGUACCCCCGAGGUGUGGAUGUGGUGUACGAAUCCGUCGGGGGAGCCAUGUUUGACGUGGCUGUAAAGGCUCUGGCUAUCAAAGGGCGCUUGAUAGUGAUCGGCUUCCUCUCCGGCUACCAGACUCCUACUGGCCUUUUACCUGUGAAAGCGGAAACGUUGCCAGCCACAUUGCUGAAGAAAUCUGCCAGCAUCCAGGGCUUCUUCUUGAACCAUUACCUUCCUGAGUAUCAAGCCGCCAUGGACCACUUGCUUAAGAUGUACUCGGGUGGAGAGCUGGUUUGUGAGGUUGAUCUCGGACACCUGUCUGCAGAGGGCAGGUUUAUCGGCCUGGAGUCUGUAUUCCGGGCUGUCGAUUACAUGUACACGAGAAAAAACACUGGAAAAAUUGUAGUCGAAUUACCUCACUCUGUCAACAGUAAGCUGUAAAAACAGAACACUGGCAUAAAUAAAAGGAGAAAAAAAUGGGCAUUUUAUGCCCCAGACUUACUCAAAUC